GCUUUAAGACAAUUUUUCAUCAACAAAGCAAGUGUCUUUUCUUUCACGAUUUUCCCAAACCUACGGCAUAUUUCCCUGUCGUCCAAUGAACUCAGAAACCAUGAGUGUCCAUUAUUACAUAUUAAAUAUUUACAAGGGAUGGAUUUAUCCAAUAAUCUGUUUAGUUCUAUUCCUAAAUACUGCUUGCCAAACUAUGCAGACUCUCUGAACUUGUCUCGCAAUAGAAUCAGGAGUGUCAAUAAAGAUUCUUUUGGAGAACUUAAACAGCUCUGGGUACUGGAUUUGAGUUACAACCAAAUUGUGUCUUUCGAAUUCAGUGCCCUGGAACAUCAGAAGAACUUGGUAAUUCUACAUCUUGCAGGCAAUCUACUGACAACACUUGAUAUUAGUUUUUUGUCCUUUUCUUUGAAGUCAAUAGUAAUAGAUUUACAAGAUAAUCCUUGGUUAUGUGAUUGUGACCUGAUCAUGGCUGUCCGUAUGCUGGAGUCCUGGAUAGAUGAUCCUGUUGUUUGCAGUCAACCUGCUGGUUAUUCCAACUCUAGUUUAGUUGAACUGACCACGUCCAAUAACUUCACAUGUCUACCUCAACUGUGUUCUCAGCCACUGCAGACACUGUUGACAUUCAUUGGUGAUCAGUCCGUCGAGAUACCUUGCCCAAUCAUCACCUCAAAUCUGUCGGAUAUCAUUCACUGGUCAUUUACCUCUCAUAGGCAACAACUGCCCUCUAUUGGUAGAGAACUGCCAGACAGUGUUUCUGUCCUUCCUCACAAUGCCCUCUUUAUUGAACAUGUCAGCCUGAACCUGACAGGGACCUAUACCUGUUGGAGUGAGAAUGGGGCUGGGCGGACAAAAUUCAUGGUGAACUUGCUUGUAGAGGAACGAUCAGGGACGGUUCAGAAACUUAUGGAGGACAAUGCAUUGACAGUGUUGGCCAAGAAUUGGAAGGAAACGCUCUCCUGUGGUAACUCUGGAAGCCGUAAUAUUGAUAGAUCAAUUACAAGAAUGAUAUCGUCUUUAUUAGUAGCCCUCUGGCAGCUGAGGGAAUGGAAGAAAAAUAUUUUAAUUUGAAAACAAAUGGGAUGAGGGUAAUUUCUGUUGCCUAAUACAUGUUCAUGUGUCUGGGAGGCGAAUGAAUCAAUGUAUAAAAAAAAAUUGAAAAGGAAAUGUUGAUUAUUUUCCCCCUAUACAAUUGUGCUAUAAUGAACACUUAGCGAAAUCAAAAAUACAAAUGUCUUUUUCUGAGAAUGUAUUUUAAUCUUUGUUUUUAUUGAUUGUUUGUUAUUAUUCAAACCAUUUGUAUGGUUCUUAUUUUUGUGAGAGUUAAGAAAUAUUAGAUUGUACCAAUGUACGACAUGUAUACUGUAUAUAUCUAUCUAUCUAUCUAUUUAUCUAUCUAUAUCUAUCUAUCUAUCUAUCCUAGUUUAAGAAUGAGUCAAGUUCUUAUCAUAUUGAUAAUUCCAAAACCUUGCUGGACACUUAAUUUUUAUUUAUUAUGUUAUGUAGAUGUAAUCAAUCUUUCAUUGUUGAUUCAAGACAGUCUCUCUUUAACAGAGUAAGCAUAUUUAGAACUCAACUAAUCAGGGUACUAUUGGAUAAUUCGUUUUUCUGAUUCUGUCACGACACAGAAAAGUCCAAAAUUCCUUUGUCAUUUCUUAAUUAAAAACAAAAAAUUAAAAUCACGAAGCAAAAAACGUGUGGCGGUUUCGUUUCUGGUGUUAAAAAAAACAAAUCAGAAAUCAGAGAACACAGAAUAGAAAAAAACUCUUUCUGAUUUAUAAUUUGUGUUUUUUACCACCAGAAA
Messenger RNA from Strongylocentrotus purpuratus (purple sea urchin), 1801 nucleotides. Its product is annotated as leucine-rich repeat-containing protein 4B-like. The transcript has a single exon. NCBI's taxonomy places the organism in Eukaryota, Metazoa, Echinodermata, Echinoidea, Camarodonta, Strongylocentrotidae. Gene Ontology annotation, molecular function: protein binding. The record is from RefSeq and is a predicted model, not a curated record. Bases 139 to 1068 code for a protein of 309 amino acids.